Messenger RNA from Leishmania braziliensis MHOM/BR/75/M2904, 1077 nucleotides. RefSeq lists its product as hypothetical. NCBI's taxonomy places the organism in Eukaryota, Euglenozoa, Kinetoplastea, Trypanosomatida, Trypanosomatidae. The record is from RefSeq and is a predicted model, not a curated record. The transcript has a single exon. Bases 1 to 1077 code for a protein of 358 amino acids.
AUGUCCGGGAACAGCGACUACUUGAGCGCCUUGCGCGACUACAAUGAUCGCCUGCAAGAACACAUCCUGCGCCGAACUCUCAUGAUCGAGUACGAAAUGGACAGCCUUCUGGGGCUACGAUUUGCUCUAAUAUCUCUGCAGGCCCCGACUCGCAAACGAAAACGGCACACUGAGCCUCUCGCUGCUCAGGGGACGUGUUGGACUGUGGACACCGCGGUGGGCCGCCAUCGCUGGAGCACAGACCUUCUCGAAGCACUCAACACGGAGGCGGGGAAGGCAAACUGCAAAACAGCGCUGUAUGCCCGCGAAAAAGAGCGCUGGUGCGCAGUCGCAGAGGCAUUUUGUCGCGCCGGGCACCCACCAUUCACCCCAUACGAGUUGUUCACCAAGUACAAAGAGAUGCACUGUGAUUCAAGGCCAUGUUCGCUUAGUGAGGCUCAGUUCGUGUGCCAGUAUGUCCGUGAAAAAGGCCUUGACUGGCAGGGGCUGUGUCAAAGUCUGCUUCAAUGUUUGGGGUACGCACGCUCACCGUUUCAAGUUGCCCAGCAGUACCGCCAGAGUUUGCGGUGCGCUUUUGUGGAGAAUCGACUCGCGCCAUCGCAGCUCCUCAGUCUACUUGAAAACCUGUCCGCCUCCCCGCAUCCUCGUGACUUUGCCGCACUCUCGGUUGAAGCGCAGAGAUUCACCCCACACAAGACACUCCAGGUAAGCCCACUUUACUUGAAGAGGGAGCUGGAACCCCUGGACUUUGCCGCCCGGGUACCGGCGUGCCACCAGCUCUACUGGAAGCUGGUGAACCUUCUGUGCAACUUCUCCUUCUCGCACCCCAACCGCCUCGAUGCGUUGCAGCACAAGGUGCCCUUCUGCUACCAGCAGCUUUCCCUGGCCGACCUGGCGUGCUCCCUUCAGUGUGGAACUGUGGAACUGCGCGAAAGAGUUCUUCAGGCACUCCUGCGUCUCAGUCGCUCGCCAGAGACACUCAACUAUGAGGAAUGCUCCAAGAAGCUCUUCGGGUCGGCUUGCGGUGCACGGCUGAUCUACCAAAUCGCCGCGAACCUGCGCGAAAAAGACACCUGA